GAGGGCACCUUUACUAUAAUCAAGACCAAAUUUGACACCUAAAAUAGGCCUCUGGGCUCUGACCUCUCCCUAAUGGUCUUUGCUAUUUCACCACAAUUUCAGAGACCACCAUGAAACUUGCCCAGUAACACAGAAGCAAAGAUGCGGGAUAGCUCCGGCUACAAGGAAUACGUGGCCGGAUUGCUCGCCGGCGUUGCCACUGUCAGCACCGGCCAUCCAUUUGACACCGUCAAGGUGAAGAUGCAAAUGCACAACACUGUAGACCAUGGGAUUACAUAUCGGAACGGCUUGCAUUGUACUGCGAGGAUACUAAGGACUGAAGGGAUAAAAGGACUUUACAGAGGGGCAACAUCAUCUUUUGUGGGGGUAGCUUUUGAGAGUUCGCUUCUUUUUGGCAUGUAUUCCCAGAUGAAACAGUCGCUGCAGGGAAAUGUGCAAAGUGUUGUGCCUCAACCACAUGUCAUAAUUCCAUCUGCAGCUUCUGGUGGAGCAGUGAUCAGUUUUAUUCUAUGCCCCUCAGAGCUAGUGAAGUGUAGGAUGCAAGUUCAAGGCACAGACUCUUUGAUACCGAUAUCAAGUAGAUAUGCCGGCCCUCUUGAUUGUGCCAUUAAAACUGUAAAAGAGGAUGGGGUUAGAGGAAUUUUUCGUGGAGGUUUUACAACAUUGUUAAGAGAAGCUACUGGAAAUGCAGUCUUUUUUAGCGUAUAUGAAUAUGUCCGCUAUCAGAUGCAUUUACAACUGAACUCUGCUUCAUCAGGCCACAAGAACUUGAUUGACUUGGGAGUUGGGGUUCUUAGUGGUGGCCUUAGUGGUAUAGCUUUUUGGUGUGCUGUGUUGCCCUUGGAUGUGGCGAAGACCAUAAUCCAGACAUCAGCAGAUAAGAACUCUUCAAGAAAUCCAUUUCAUAUCUUAAGCUCAAUAUACAGAAGGGCUGGAUUGAAAGGAUGCUAUACAGGUCUAGGUCCUACAAUAGUUAGGGCCUUUCCUGCUAAUGCUGCGGCAAUUGUAAGCUGGGAGGUAGCCAUUAAACUAUUAGGGAUCAAACGUGAAUGAAGAUAUUAAUUCUCUGAAUCUCUGCAUUUACCAAAAGCCUCUAACCUAUUUUCCAAUUCUUAAUGGAAUACAAUUCAAGGUUCCGCAUACAGACAUCAUCCAGAGAAAAUUCUUCACUUGGCCAACUCAUCGAUUGUUACCGUAUCUUGUUUUCUUUAAUCGAGUGAUCCAACAUUUUUUUGCAAGAAACCGUUGGAGAUCAGCUGUGAUUGUGAGUUUGUCUAAUGUUUAGUUCAGUUUAGGUGUGCUUUAUUUUAUAAACACCAUUCAAAGUGUCUGCGAUUGAAUCUGCUCCUUGUUUGUGCCAUGAUUGAUGGUGCAAGAUUAUGUAUCAAUUAUUUCUGUAAUCUCUAUCCGUAU
Messenger RNA from Fragaria vesca subsp. vesca, 1413 nucleotides. RefSeq names its product mitochondrial arginine transporter BAC1-like. NCBI's taxonomy places the organism in Eukaryota, Viridiplantae, Streptophyta, Magnoliopsida, Rosales, Rosaceae. Gene Ontology annotation, molecular function: L-ornithine transmembrane transporter activity. The transcript is spliced from 8 exons. Gene Ontology annotation, biological process: mitochondrial L-ornithine transmembrane transport. Bases 142 to 1053 code for a protein of 303 amino acids. The record is from RefSeq and is a predicted model, not a curated record.